Messenger RNA from Candidozyma duobushaemuli, 1653 nucleotides. Its product is annotated as sugar porter family MFS transporter. The coding region runs from base 1 to 1653 and encodes 550 amino acids. Gene Ontology annotation, biological process: carbohydrate transport; transmembrane transport. Gene Ontology annotation, cellular component: membrane. Lineage: Eukaryota; Fungi; Ascomycota; Pichiomycetes; Serinales; Metschnikowiaceae. The record is from RefSeq and is a predicted model, not a curated record. The transcript has a single exon. Gene Ontology annotation, molecular function: carbohydrate:proton symporter activity.
AUGGGUUUCUCUGCGUACGAAGACCGCAUGGUCAAGCCAGCGUUGGCUUUCCGCAAUUUUCUCGACGGAGGCCCCAAAAUCACAAACAUCUACUUCAUCGCCUGUAUCUCGUGUAUUUCCGGCUUGAUGUUUGGUUUCGAUAUCUCCUCCAUGUCUGCCUUCUUGGGCCAGGACGCCUACCUCCGUUUCUUUGACAGCCCCGGAUCCGACAUGCAAGGCUUCAUUACCGCCUCCAUGUCUCUUGGUUCCUUCUUUGGUGCCAUGACCACCUCCUUUAUUUCGGAGCCUUUUGGCCGUAGGGCCUCCUUGAUGGUGUGUUCCUUGUUCUGGAUGAUUGGUGCUGCUAUCCAGUCUUCUUCCCAGAACAGACCGCAAUUGAUUAUUGGUCGUUUUAUUUCCGGUGCUGGAAUUGGCUUUGGUUCUUCCGUGGCGCCUGUCUACGGUUCCGAACUCUCGCCCAGAAAGGUCAGAGGCUUCAUUGGCGGAAUGUUCCAGACCAGUGUCACCUUGGGUAUUUUGGUGAUGUUCUACAUUUGCUUUGGCUGCUCUCACAUUGACGGCGUGGCAUCUUUUAGAAUCGCCUGGGCCAUCCAGAUUGUUCCUGGCUUGAUUUUGUUCUUUGGCUUGUUUUUCAUUCCAGAAUCUCCCAGAUGGUUGGCUAAACAGGGCUACUGGGACGAGGCCGAAACAAUUGUUGCUCAGAUCAACGCCAAGGGUAACAGAGAGGACCCCGACGUGAUGAUUGAAAUCUCCGAAAUUAAGGACCAGUUGAUCGUGGAGGAAAACGUCAAGGGCUUCACGUUCGUCCACUUGUUCUCCAAGAAGUACCUUCCUAGAACGAUCGUGGCUGUUUUCGCCCAGAUCUGGCAGCAGUUGACGGGUAUGAACGUCAUGAUGUACUAUAUUGUCUACGUUUUCGAGAUGGCCGGUAUCUCCGGAAACGCCAACUUGGUUUCCUCGUCCAUCCAGUACGUUUUGAACUUUGGCUGUACCGUGGUUGCUCUUUUCCUCAUGGACAAGAUCGGCAGAAGACCUUUGUUGCUUGGAGGUGCUGCCAUGAUGGCUGCCUGGCAGUUUGCCGUUGCCGGUCUUUUAGGAAGCUACUCGGUUCCUUACCCUGACUCUGGUAAAGAGUCUGUCACCAUCAAAAUCCCCGAUGACGAAAAGCCUGCUGCCAACGGAGUUAUCGCAUCCUGCUACUUGUUCGUCUGUUCCUUCGCUGUGUCCUGGGGUGUGGUUGUGUGGGUCUACUGUUCCGAGAUGUGGGGUGACUCUGUUUCCAGACAGAGAGGAGCUGCUUUGGCCACUGCUGCCAACUGGAUUUUCAACUUUGCCAUUGCCAUGUUCACGCCUCCAUCUUUCGCCAACAUCAACUGGAGAACCUACAUCAUUUACGCCUCCUUCUGUGUGGCCAUGUUCGUCCAUGUUCUCUUCUUUUUCCCAGAAACCAAGGGCAAGCGUUUGGAGGAAAUCGACCAGAUCUGGACCCACAAGAUCCCAGCCUGGAAAUCGGCUUCUUACGUUCCUGCUGUUCCUAUUUUGCCAGGAGAGACGGACGACAAGAUUGCAACCGAGCACCACGAUGGUGUUUUGCGCCAUUCUUCCUCGAACUCGGAUCCUGAGAAGGACGCCUCGGUGGCCAACCAGGCCUAA